CUACUUUGGUCUAACCAAAAUGGCGAUCCUUAUGUAGGGGUCGAGUGUGGAUACAUGCCAUAUUUUCUUUACUUUUAGGCAGCGUAUUAACGUAUUAACGAGUCUGAGAGCCAUGCUCACUAACCUAGGACUGCGGGCCGCUCUGCGGUGGUCGGCUGGGGCUCUCCGUCAAAGCUCCGCUCUGUGCUCGGCUGUGUCGCUCCAAACGCGAACAUGCAGCCCAUCAGGACCGACAGUGAGCCGUGUUGCAGGAAAUUUUGUGGUUCUGCCACCGCUAAGACAUUAUGCUCGAGGUCAAAAGCAAACAACAUCAGAGAGCCAGCUGAGUGAUCUUCAUCCAACAAUGCUGAAGAAGGAUUAUGCGGCUGUUCCCAUUGUUCAAACGACUGAUGAUCUGGUCAAGCGGCUUCUGUCUCUGGAGCUGGCGAGUCAUAGUGAAAAGCUAAAGCUGAAAACGGAGCAAUUGGUUGCAAAAGUCCAGAAGGAUGAGUAUGACCGCAGCUCAGUGGAAGUCCGGGUGGCUGUUUUGACUGCGAGAAUCCGAAAUUAUCAAGAGCAUUUGAAAAAACAUCACAAGGACAAAGCUAACAAGAGGCGGAUGCUCAUGGCCAUUGACCGGAGGAAAAAGCUUUUGAAAAACCUUAGGCUGGUUCGCUAUGAGGCCUUUGAGAAAGUGUGUGAGCAGCUGGGCAUCACCUACACCUUCCCCCCUGAAUACUACAGACGGGUCACCCGCCGCUGGCUGGCCAAAAAAGAAUUCUGCAAAAAGGUCUACAAAGCAGUGCAGAAGCAGAAAGCAGAACAGAGGCUGAGGAUGAAGCAGAGUUCAACACAAAUGAAUGCAGCUACCACAAAAGCAGAAGAGACUUAAUAAAAGAUAAUAUGAUUAGGAUUGCAACAGUUCACUCUUGAUGCUUGUCAUGACCAAAUUCGUGUGUGGAUAAAUUCACUUGUCGACAAAUGGGCUCUUCUUUCUUUCACUUGUUUCCAUCUUGUAAUACUGUUUGCUUUUGUCUUCAAGUCAAUGUCAAGAAUUGUCUGUAAAUGUCAGGAUUGAAAGCAAAUAAAAUGUCCCAGAACGUUAA
Messenger RNA from Mugil cephalus (flathead mullet), 1085 nucleotides. RefSeq names its product mitochondrial ribosomal protein S15 (gene mrps15). Gene Ontology annotation, cellular component: ribosome. The record is from RefSeq and is a predicted model, not a curated record. The coding region runs from base 113 to 871 and encodes 252 amino acids. Lineage: Eukaryota; Metazoa; Chordata; Actinopteri; Mugiliformes; Mugilidae. Gene Ontology annotation, molecular function: structural constituent of ribosome. Gene Ontology annotation, biological process: translation. The transcript is spliced from 8 exons.